Messenger RNA from Camellia sinensis, 2994 nucleotides. RefSeq lists its product as uncharacterized. NCBI's taxonomy places the organism in Eukaryota, Viridiplantae, Streptophyta, Magnoliopsida, Ericales, Theaceae. The record is from RefSeq and is a predicted model, not a curated record.
GGUGACCGGAGAUAGACAUGUUAUUCUUACCAUCACCAACAAGCUACCUCACUGUCACCGUUCCUCUGUAACUCUAUCCAUCCACCUAUCAUUCCCUGAAUCCCCAAGACAAAUGGCGUUCCUCACCGGACGAUCGUCCUCUCUGGUCGGCCUCUACCAUCACCACCGUCCAAUUCUCUCAAUCACACGGCAAUCAAAUCUCAACACGACCACUGCUAAUCGGUGGUGGUGGUUCAGCACCACCGGCACCGAGUCGACUCCGAGUGAACUCGCCGGAAAAAACGCAUACGAUCUCUUAGGGGUUUCCGAAACAAGCUCGUUCGCCGAAAUCAAAGCUUCGUUCCGAAGAUUGGCCAAAGAAACUCACCCCGACCUCGUUAAAUCGCUGGAUCAUUCCUCUGAUUCUCAUCGAUUCGUUCAAAUCCUCGCUGCUUAUGAGAUACUAUCAAAUUCUGAGAAGAGGACUCAUUAUGACAGGUACCUGUUAUCUCAGAGAAUGCGUGUUCAGAGAUGUUCUGAGCAAGUUUCAGUAAUGUACACAUAUGAAUCACACAGAACAACAAUGAAAGAAAUGGAAGUUGUUGAAUGGUUAAAAUGGUAUAGGUUUGCUUUAAAUGAUAUUUUGUCAGAGAGAAGAAUUGUAGUUGGGUCAGGCUACUUUGAUGUACUGGAAAGGGAUUUUUAUUCAGCCAUGCAUGCAGCAUACUAUGGCCCAGUGAUUGAGUCUAUGGAUCUCCUCCCUGACUGUUUUGAAGCCGAGGAGAGGUCUGCCUGUGAAACUCCUGAAGUGCUGCACUUGGUUUCAGGGCGUGACCUUUUUGGAAUGAUAUGCCUAGCUGAUAAGGUUCCUGAAUUAUCUCAGUCCUACAAUGAAAAACUGUCAUCUUUUGCCUCUAGAGGGUUGGGGUUGUGCCAAGCCAUAGAGAAUCCGAGCAGGCAAACCAAUUCUGGAACAGAUGAUAUUGGAAUUCAUUGGAUGCCAGCAACAGAGAUUGAUUACCAUGCAUCUGACGCAUAUAAAGAUCUAGAAUUGCAUGUGUUGGGAAAGGUGGUUGCUUUGGCAACCAGAGUCCCACCUAAAAGCUAUUGCAAUGGGAUAAGAAAUGAAGAUUCUCAGGAUCACAUACAUGUAUAUCUUAGUUCACAUGAAGAUUUGUACAUGAGCAAAGGAUUUUCUAGAGACUCCUUCAAGGGUGUUGCAGUUGGAUCUAGGAUUCCACUGGGAACAAUAACUGGAAUAGGGACCAACUCCGAAGAAGGGUCGUGCUUUGUCUAUGAUAGCAAUGGUAUAAAAACCCACAUGAUUAUGAAGCAUAGGACACUGAUGGUAAAACACAUGCACUGGUAUCAAGUGGAUGAUAAAGUUUCUGUGGCAGAGUGCAGAUGCAGCAGAGCUCAGUUACCACCAAGCACAUUUUGGCUGUUUGAGCCUCGAUGUGGCAUGCAUGACAUUGGAGGUUGGUAUGUGGAGACAUUUGGCAGAGAUAGGAAAGGCCGGACUGUCCCAUCCAGAAGGUAUUGGGAUGGCUUCAAUGCAGAUGAACAGUUUGAAAAGAGACUUCAUCCAGCAAUGUAUUUGCUUGCUCUUGCAUAUAGAACUCUAGAUCUUGAAGAUGCAAAAAGAAGGAAACAAACAGUGAGAGAUAACGUUGAACGAAAACUGUCUGGAAUAAUCAGUUGGUGCAGGAAACUUGUAUGAGUCAGAUUAAAUAUGGAGCUUCUGGCAUGAAAAGCAUUUCAACUCUCAUAUAUAGUACAUUCUUCGCUUCUGCUGCCUACAUAUUUACCAGUGAUUUUCUUCAGAACAGAUCCAAAUGGCAUUGGCUGUGGCAUCUACCAACUCCGUAGUUCUACAUCGAAUUCAUAGAACAUUAAGGUAACAAUUGCCUUAUAUGCAGAUUCUAGGAUGCACGAAGAUUAUUUCUGGGAUAUAUUGAGCAUUUUAGUAGAGCUUUGUGUGGUGUUUUGUGUUGUGGUGCACUGAUGGUGUGAAGCCUUGAGUUAGGGGUGAAACUGGGAGUUCACAGACAGAGACACAGAGAGAGAGAGAGAGAGAGAGAGAGAGAGAGUUGUAUAUAUUUCUUGGUAGAGAGGCCUAAGCAUAUCGGUGGUUAUGGAAUCCGGAGAGAGUCAUUAAGUUGUAUAUAUCUGACCGAGUCAAGUGGAACGAAUAGACUCUUUUUUGGUAGAGGGGCCUAAGCAUAUCGGUGAGAGAGAGACAGAGAGAGAGAGAAUCAUUAAGUUGUAUAUAUUUCUUGGUAGAGGGGCCUAAGCAUAUCGGUGGUUAUGGAAUCUGGGAGAGAGUCAUUAAGUUGUAUAUAUCGGACCGAGUCAAGUGGAACGAAUAGACUCUUUUUUGGUAGAGGGGCCUAAGCAUAUCGGUGGUAAUCAUUGAGUUGUAUAUAUUUCUUGGUAGAGGGCCCUAAGCAUAUCGGUGGUUAUGGAAUCCGGGAGAGAGUCAUAAAGUUGUAUAUAUCUGACUGAGUCAAGUGGAACGAAUAGACUCUUUUUUGGUAGAGGGCCCUAAGCAUAUCGGUGGUUAUGGAAUCCGGGAGACUCGGGACAUGUUAAGGACCACAUUAUUCAGCUUUUUGCUUCUGCACCAAGGGAUGUAAAAGAGUCAUUAAGUUGUAUAUAUCUGGCCGAGUCAAGUGGAACGAAGAGACUCUUUCUUGGUAGAGGGGCCAAAGCAUAUUGGUGGUUAAGGACAACAUUAUUCAGCUUUUUGCUUCUGCAUCAACUGUCAUAGCGGGUAUUAAUUUUUCGCUUGGGUAUCUUGACUCUACCAAGAGAUGUAAAAGAGAAGAGGGAACAUUCUCUAGUAGUCCAUUCAGCUGCUAUUGUUGUCAGAUGGUUGCUUGUGUUGAAAAAUCAGCAAAUGUUAUUCAAGAAAUAAUACUACUGAAAUAUUUAGGUUUAUAUUUGGUUUUUGACAUCUUCCCUUAAUGUAUUAUCUUUUCAUAUCAGCUUCAAUUUCUAUCUGAUAGUUUGCCA